AUGAUUAAUAAUGUCUUUUAUGUUAUCUUAGUGUUUUCAUUUUUUCUGUUAAUAAUUAAGUGUGAAUAUAUUAAGAAUGAGAAGAAGGAAGUAGUUUUCGAAACGGACCUCCCCCAGGGGGGUGUAUACUACGAGAAGAGGAAUUCAGGUUUAGAAGAAAACUACGCUAGUGAUGUAAAGUUUGGAAGCGGCGCCGCAGGGGCGAAUGUGGACAUGCAGUUGCAGGUAGUUGUACUCAGAGAGGAGGAGCAGCAGGUGGAGAAGGAAGGCGAGGAAAGUGCUGAGGCAGAUAUCGCCCUUUCUGUCCAGGGAUCCGUAAAGAGCAACGUCGCCCAGGAGGAAGAAUCGAACGAAGAUGAGGUUGUCCUCCUGGAAGAGGUUAUUGAUAGUAACUCCGACAGUGGGGGCAGUGUCAUACCAAAUGGAGAAUCCUCUCCAGGUAAUAUCGUCAAAGGGAGUGAACCAAAUGGAGAUAUUGCAUCCUCCGUGGAAGAGACUACUUCGAGUCAUGUCAUCACAGAAACUCAACCGCAUUCUGACAACAUCACCAUGGUGGUAGAACAUAUCGAUAGUGACACCUCUAAGGCAGAUGAAUUGGAGGCAGGCAGCGUUGCCCCUGUGGAGGAGGAGAAAACUGCAGAUAGUGAUGUUGUCACUGAGGGGAAUAUCGCGAAGGAGAGUGAACCUGUUGCGGGUAGUAUAAUCGUCGUGGAAGAGGAAGCUGUUACUUACUCUGCCGAGGAGAGUAAAUCCAAGACAGAUAGUGUCAAUCUUUUGGAAGAACCAACGGACAGUAACGCCGUUAAAGAGAUAGAACAUGUUGUAGAUAGCAUCGCCUUCGUGGAAGAGGUCGCCUUUACAAAUGACCUCAAAGUGAACGAAUCGGAGACAGAUGGUGUUGGCACUGUGGAAGAAUCCAGAGCUGACGAUGUUGUGAAAGAAAAUGAACACACUGCAUAUAGCAUUGUCGUCGUGCGAGAAGAAGAUUCUAGUAACAUUGCCAAGGAAAGUGAACCUGUUACGGAGAGCACAGUCAGUGUGGAGGUGGAAUCUGCUAGUCACGCUGCUAAAGAAAGUUUACCAAAGACCGAUAGUGUCAUCGCCAUGGAAGAGACAACUUCUAGUGGCAUUGCCGAGGAGAGUGAACCCGUUACGGAGAGCAAAGUCAGUGUGGAAGGGGAAUAUGCUAGUCACGCUGCUAAAGAAAGUUUACCAAAGACCGAUAGUGUCAUCGCCAUGGAAGAGACAACUUCUAGUGGCAUUGUCGAGGAGAGUGAAUUAGAGCCAGAUGACAUCGCCAUAGUGGAUGAAUCCUCUGUGAGUAGCGUCGCCAAGGGAAAUCCCCCCCAGGCAGAUAGUACCCCGAUAAUAGAAGAACUCAUUGUAAAUGAUACCGCUAAGGGGGAUGAAUCCAACACAGACAAUAUCGGCAUAGUGGAAGAUUCCAUUGUGAAUAGUCCUUUUAAGGAGGACGAAUUGAACGAAGAUGAAGUUGCCACUGUGGAGGAGGCUGCUCCUGCUAAAACAAUUGCAGAAGAUAAUUUCCUCCCUGAGAGCAAUGCCUUAGGUGAGAGAAAGCAUUUCCUGGUGGAUUUCCAAGAGAGAGUAAACCAGUACGAUGAAGCCAUUGACGAAAUAAUACUAAGAAGCCUAAACAGAGAGAAUUAUAAUUACUUCAAAAUGUUGGAUGAAUAUGCCAUGAAAACAAAAAUGAGUGGAGAGAUGUACACAGGGAUGAGAUAUAUAAUAAAAGUGAUCAUGGGAACUACGGUAGUAACUCCAUCUUACAAUGAGAAGAAGAAAUCAUUUAAAUAUGAAAUUCAGGAGAGUACAUUUAAACGUCAUUUCAUAACUUCUCUCUUCAGAUGGUAUAAGAAUUUUAAGUUAGUAGAAUCACAUUUCGAUAAAGCAAAUUACGUGUACUAUUUGGGUCAGGAUGAUGAACGUGUGUACUCCUACAGGUAUACGUACAGACUUAUAUUGAACCUACUAAGUUCAGAAACCUUUUCCUUUUAUAUAGAUCUAAAUAAAUUUUCCUUGUUGGAUAUACUGGACAAUUACAAUAAGUAUAACUUUAAGCUAAACAACAGCACGAGGUAUUACCCUUUUCACAUGUACAGUUGCAAAUCAUUCAAUGAUUUCUUAGUCGAUUAUUUUGAGUCUUAUAAUCACCGCUACUUUGAGAAACACAAAUAUUUGAUUGCAGAGGAGGUCUACAAAAAUGGAAUAAAAAAUAAUGGCAAUAAGUUAUUUACAAAGUUGAAGAAGUUGAAUCCGAACUUUGUUUUGUAUCCAUUUAGGAAGGUGUUCGCUUCUUCUUCUUCGCCUGCACUUGUGGAAAAUUACCUGGACGCAGAAAUUGAUCUGAUUUUUUCCAUUUUUAAGGAGUUUUUCGUAAACCUCCUGAAUGACCUCUACAAUGAGUACUACAACGACGAGGUGAAGCGCUCCAUGAAGGAGGGAUCCCACGUGGAGUUGAGUUCAGGUAUCAGAGAACCCUCUGUGAACCUUCCAUCUGGGGAGGAUGAGUUGAAGGAAAUUAAGGAGGAGAAGAAGACGGAGAAGACAGAAAUAACACCUUCUCUUGACGCUUCUUCUGCUGAAUCCAUGGGUCCACAGGGGGUUGAUUCCGGAGCGGCCAGUGAAGUCACCCCUUCGGAGGAUACGCUGACAAAGGUGCAGGGAGAGGAACCCACCGCUGAUAAACUUCAUGGAAGUGAGCCUACCAUUGGCCAACGCGACGACCCCCUUGAUAACGAAAUAUGGAAAGAUUUACUCGAGUCGUACAGGGACCCCCCGAAGGCAGAGGAUCUGAAGGAAUACAAUCAAUAUAUUUUGAAAAAUCUGAACCAAAUUUUAAAUCACUCUGCGCAGAAGAGAAGGCAAGAAAUGGAGGAUUAUAAGAAUAAGUACGAACUGAAAGACGGGUUCAUUGUUAACGUCCUUACGGCCAGACAUACUCCCCUGUUGUUUAACCCAUCCAAGGAUAUAUACUUAUACCUUAACCAGAUAAGCAGUAAGAAACAGGUUAAUUUUAAAAAUAUUUACGAUAACUUGAUAACUAUUAUUAAAUAUAAAGAGGGAAGUAACUUUUAUGAUAAUUUUCUUCAGAGCAGGAGGGUAGCGGGGGGGCUGUGGCGCGACCUUGACACUCCAAGUGAGGAGGUAAACAGAGGAGCUAGUCGCUCUGGGAAACCGGUCAUCGAUCGGGUAGUCGUCGAUGAGGACUUGUCCAGUGGGAUGAACUCGAAUGAGUUGAACGCAUUUUUGUUGUUUAUCGAACGCGGAGAGGAGGCACAAGGCGGCCAAGGAACUACCGAUGAUUCGACCAUCGGUGGGACUCCCACAACUCGCCGAGACGUGCACUCCUUCUACCGAAAUAUAGAUCUGAGUGAAUUUACCCCCGCGGCGGUUACCACGAAAGACCAAAUACACGAUCAGCUCAAACUGUUAAAAAAAAAAUACACGGAGAAGUUAAAGAACGAGGCAACGUGCGUCUUGGCCUUCCUCUAUCUAAUAGGAAUAAACAAUAACGAGGGAAAGUUACAGCUACCGUAUGGAUUCCCCCGAAAUAUUGAUUACUCAGUUAAGCUCAUAAGAAAGGGAAAAGAUGGCCUGUGUAAUUUUUUAAGCGGCAUACUCUACCAUCUGAAUCUUCCAAUAUUUGUGAAUAAUUCCUCUAUAUCCAUAACUACAGAGAUGAGUGAAGAUCUAAUAGAUACAAAUGAUAAUUCUCUGAAUAGCUUCUUCUAUAUAUACUAUAGAAAUAAUGGGAAAAUAAGAAAUCAUGAUUUUCUGUCCAAUGAAAAUAGGAUAAUUCCAAAUUCUGUGGACAAUAUGAAGUCCAAGAUUGUGUCUUACUCCUUGGGUUCAACGAAGGAUGAUUUUUACAGCAAGCUUGCCUUCACCAAUAAUAUGAUUAGACUAAAGUACAAGAACAAGGAUAGCAAUAUAUACUUAAGAGACUACUUUGACUUUACGUUUGAUAAAAAGAUUUACAAGAACUCCGUAAUCAAGAAUAACAUUUCUCCCUUUUUAAGUUCCUGUGAUUAUUUGUUGAGUAACCUUCUAGGAGCAGUGGUCGAUUCAUUGAAGAAUACCUCCGCCAUUGAAAGUGGAAUUUACGAAGAAAAUAUUAGUGAGAGAAACAGACAUUUGAUUCACAACACGGUUGACUAUAAUAAAAGUUUGUUUGAAUAUUUUCUAAAGCUAGCUGAUAGUAGAAAUUCGUACGCCCUUGCAGCUUUGGGAGAGAUUUACUACCUAGGGAAUGAAAGCAUAGGUAUUGAACGGGAUGAAGUGAAAGCCUUUGAGUUUUGGAAAAAGGCGGCAGACCAAGGAGAUAGCACUUCUGCUUUGUCCACUGGAUAUGCCUACCUCGAUGAGUACAAGAAGCAUUUGCGCAAGGAGGAAAUUAUUAAAACGAUGAGUAAGGAGGAAUUGCUGAAUAUGAUUAAAGAGGAAAAGGGUACCGAUGCUGCAGAAGAGACCAAGAAGGACAACGCGGGGAAGAAGGCAAGUGGGACAUACUUCGCCUUCGCAUCUGGAGGAACAGCAGCUGCGGGGAUGCACACUUCGGUAAAUCAUCCUUCUUCCGGACAAGGGAACGGAAGGAGUUCUGCCGCGGAGGGUGAUUCUCCUGUUGGGGGCCCUAAUUUUAUGGGUUCUCCCAGUGCGCCUGCGGGUUUUUCCAGCACGUUGUAUGGUGGCGGUUCUUCAGAGUCAACUGCUCAAUUUACACCAAAUGCAUCAAGAAGCUACGGGGAAGGUCAAGCGGGCAUACCUUUUGGUGGAACCGAACAGAAGCAAGAUAAUUCAGAUAAUAGAGGUAAUACAUCGAGGAGCCAAAGUGACGACAUCAUCAAGAAGUACAUGGAAGAACUGAGCGAGGAGAGAAACAAAGCGUUGAAAAACGCAGAGCAAUACUUCCAUAAGGCCAUUCGAACUAGCGAAGAGAGUGUAGAACAUAUUUUGGCAAAAUACAACAUUUACAAAUUUGGAUUGGGUACAGAAAAGAAUCUGGAGCUAGCUGGAGAAUAUUUAAAAAAAGCGGCAGAUAAGGGAGAUAAUAUUUCUCAGAUGAUGUUGGGUCAUUACUACUCUGGGACAGAUAUCGGAGUUAAGAUAAAAGACUAUGAUGAAAAAAACAAAAACGAGAACUUAAAGAAAUCCUAUAAAUAUUAUAGCAUGUCUGCAAAAAAUGGAAAUAUAAUUUCGCUGUAUAAUAAGAGCAUCUUAAUACUCAAAGGGGUGAAUCCUAACUUAAAAACAUUUAAUGAAAAAUGUGAAAAAACGUUGAAGAAAUUUCACUUUAUUGGACUGUUUAAUGAGCGUUUAUAUGUGUUGACCAAAUUGUUAAGAAGGAACUACGAUUUUAAGGAUUAUACCGGCUCGCUUCUGGUGUCUGUUAUUCUUUCCGAACUGGGUGAUCACCCCAACAAUGUGAAUGCGUCUAUGCUGUGGGAUUUGAAAAGGAAAACCAUGCAGACCUUCACGGAGAAGUAUAACCUGGUCGAAGGUAUUUUGGCGGAUCUACUCCAGAAGGCAAUGAAGGAGGGAAGAGCCACAGAUACAUUCAUGAAAGGUGGAACUGCUAACCGUGUAGGUACCUCAGUGGAUCGAAUAAUUCACAGACUGUACAACAAGGAAAAAGGGGGGAAAUACUCUCUACAGAUGAAAUCGAAACUCAGCGGAGACUCUAUUUUGAAAAAUUGUGGCAUGGUAACAUCAAACAUGUUCAGUAGGAGGAGCCUGUUUUCCAAAAUGAAGUUUUGUUACUAUUUGAGGAACGAAUUGCUUCAUCGAAGAUGGCGGACGAAAAAGGGAGGGAAAAGUAACGAGACCAAUAAAACAGGUAGAAGAAGCUCGGCAAGAAAGACACACCAAAAAGUGUACAACUACGAUGUGUACCAGCUGAGCCAAACUCACAAACAAAUUGAGCUUUUCGAAAAGUACGAUCAGAUCGUAAAGAGUGAAAUGGAAAAGGGUAGCACUUCCCGAGAGAAAAUACAAAAGGCUGAAAAGAUUAAGGGGGCCAUUCUGGAACACUUCCGAACUAGUGAGUUUCUACACUGUUAUUAUAAGCCCAUUUCCUAUUAUCAAAUAAAGUUGGAGGAAGAGAAAAAGCAAAGUGUGAGAAGGAACGCCGAACAGGGAAUGAGCAACUUUUUAGGGAAGAGUAGCAGCUACUUGGGAUACACUCCUACGAAAGAGAAAAAGCAACAAGAGACAGAUUUAUUCGAAGCAGAAUUCUCUAGAUACUCUCCUCUCCUAGAAGGGGAAGACAUGAAAGAAAUUUUUUAUUACCAAAAGACGUAUUCUUCUAGCAUGUUUGAGGAAAUCCAGAGCUUCUCCAAAAAUUGCGAAGUAUGCAAGCAGUACUACGACAUCUAUUCAGCUUACUAUGGUUAUAAAAAAUCCACCAUCGAUUUGAUUAGGAAAUAUCGAGAUGGGGAUGAGUAUACCAUAAAGAGUAAAAGAAAGGAGCUGCAAUUUUUGAUUAGGAAUUCGGAUGAAGAUGACCAUGAGCCUUUGUACUACAAGGCAUUAUUCUUAGAAUCCAAUAAAUUGGAAAGCUUGAAAAAUAUUUUACAAAUUUACUUGAAGCUAGCUACGGAUAACCACAACGCUUGCAACGUGAUUGGUGUUCUGGGCAUUUUUAAAAUUUUGUUCAAGAAGGUCUUCUUCGAUGUGAGUUUCUUCUUCAGGAAGAAGAAGGAGAAUCUCAUUAGUGCAAUCACUGGGAGAAUUGACGGUUCUAACCACGAGCAGCGUGACGAACAUGGAGAGCGUGACUUACUUGAAAAACUUGAACAACGUGAAAAAUUUGAUCGACAUGGAAAACCUGACAAAUAUGAACAACAUGACCAACGGAACCAACGUGGCAAUGAUACCCCCGCGCCAGCGACCAACUCCCUCCAAAAGUACAUCUUUGCCGAUCUGAAUUCCUGCGAUGUGCAGAACAAUUUCCUCUUCAAGUCCGAGUUCAAGAACAAGUGCUUAAAUUUCGAGCAUUUCGUGAGUACCAAUCACGGCUAUUCGCAAAUCAGCUACCGCGACUUUUUCAAGCUUUUCUACACCGUUGUAGCUUCCUUUUUUAAAGUAUCAUAG
Plasmodium knowlesi strain H is the source of this 7110-nucleotide messenger RNA. RefSeq names its product Sel1 repeat-containing protein, putative. NCBI's taxonomy places the organism in Eukaryota, Apicomplexa, Aconoidasida, Haemosporida, Plasmodiidae. Gene Ontology annotation, molecular function: protein binding. The coding region runs from base 1 to 7110 and encodes 2369 amino acids. The record is from RefSeq and is a predicted model, not a curated record. The transcript has a single exon.